AUGGCCAUCACACUACAAGUUCCUAACGAGUACGGAUACGUCCUCCUCGUGGCCGCCUCCACGUUCUUCAUCAACACCACUCACGCCAUCCUGACGAGCAAAGCCCGCAAGGCCAGCGGCCUUCUUUACCCAGUGCCGUACGCCUCCAAUGAGGUUGCUGAGAAGGAUACCAAGGCCUACUUGUUCAACUGCGCACAACGUGCCCACGCCAACUUUACCGAGAACCAGCCCUCGUUUCUAGGCGCCUUGCUCAUUUCCGGUCUCCGAUUCCCCCUUGCCAGUGCUGCCCUCGGCGCCGGCUGGGCUGUCUCCCGACUCAUCUACGCUUUUGGUUACACGAGCUCUGGCCCCGCAGGCCGGCUCCGUGGUUCCGUUGGGUCCUUCAUAUUCGACACGCUCCUCAAGUUCACCGCCGUCUACACCUCUGUUUCCAUGGUCAUGGACUGGUAA
Molecule: messenger RNA, 450 nt
Organism: Colletotrichum truncatum
Lineage: Eukaryota; Fungi; Ascomycota; Sordariomycetes; Glomerellales; Glomerellaceae
Product: microsomal glutathione s-transferase
Cellular component (GO): endoplasmic reticulum; membrane; nuclear envelope
Molecular function (GO): glutathione transferase activity; glutathione peroxidase activity
Source: RefSeq, a predicted model, not a curated record